Conger conger (European conger) is the source of this 624-nucleotide messenger RNA. RefSeq names its product nuclear GTPase SLIP-GC-like. Bases 1 to 624 code for a protein of 207 amino acids. The record is from RefSeq and is a predicted model, not a curated record. The transcript is spliced from 4 exons. NCBI's taxonomy places the organism in Eukaryota, Metazoa, Chordata, Actinopteri, Anguilliformes, Congridae.
AUGAUUAAGGAAUUUCUACUACAGGACUGGGAAUCAGAACUACGUUUUCUGCUAGACUCACUCGAAAAUGAAAAUGGCCAACAAAACAACACGGCAGCAGGAGAUGAUGAAAUGGCACAAAUGGCAAGAGAAAAGAUUACAGCCAUUUAUGGAGAAGAGGGCCUGGAGAAAGAUUACAGUGCAUUGGUGGGAGCCAGAGAGGUUCCUGUGAUUCCAGGCACAGGCACGAAGACUCUGACUUUUGACACUGCCAAAGAACUGUCUAAAGGCAUUGGAUGCUACAUUCGGAGUGACAAAAAAUCAGAGCAGCAGUUCUGGCCUCUGGUGAAGCGAGUCACCAUCUCCUUGCCGAAGUCUCCAGCUCUGCUGGAGGGGAUUGUGCUGGUGGACCUGCCUGGAGCUGGAGACGUCAGUAAAUGCAGAAGCGACAUGUGGAAAGAGUGUCUCAGCCAGUGCUCCUCUGUCUGGAUUGUGAGUGAGAUGAACCGUGCCCUGUCUGAGAAAGAAGCCGAUGAGAUCUUUGAUACAUCAUUGAGAACCAUUGCCGGAGGAGGAGAGUGUCACAAUGUCACCUUCAUCUGCACCAAAACAGAUAUCAUCAACCCACGGGAGAUCAAAGCGUAA